AUGUCUUCUGAAAACGCUGUGUCACAUGAUGAAGGCUGUGAAACACCCUCCUCCUCACCAAAGGAUGAACCUCUGAGGUUAGUUCUGCUGGGUCGGACUGGGACUGGCAGAAGCUCCUCGGGGAACACCAUCCUGGGAAGAUCAGCCUUCUGGGUGGAGGUGUCCCCCAGUUCCAUCACCACGAGGUGCAGGAGACAGACUGGGACAGCAGGCGGGUGCAGCAUCUCUGUUGUUGACACCCCUGGGUUCUUCCAUACACACCUGUCCCCUCAGGAGGUCAUGGCAGAGGUGGGUCAGUGUGUGAACUUGUAUCCUCCUGGCCCCCAUGUCUUCUUGGUGACCCUGCAGCUCGGCAGGUUCACGCAGGAGGAGCGGGAGGCCUUGGAGUGGAUCAGGGUGCGGUUUGGGCCUGAAGUGUCCAGAUUUACUAUAGUUCUGUUCACCUGGGGGGACCAGCUGCGAGGCGAAGGUGUUGAGGACUUCCUGCAAAAGAGCCAUGAGCUGUCAGAGUUCGUCAGCAGCUGCAAGGGAGGGUACCACGUUAUUGACAACAGUGGACAGGAUGAUACAACAAACUGUUCACAUCAAGUCCUUCAACUUCUGAAGAAGGCUGAUCAGCUUGUAGCCAACAAUGGAGGCGGUUGCUAUAGCAACGUAAUGUACCAGGAGGCUGAGAGUGUCUUCAGAGAGGCACAAGAGAGGAUUCAGGAGAACAGAAGUCACAGACUGGAGUCUCCUCACAAGGACUCUAAAGAGAAGAGAGCAGAGUCGGAGAGGACGAGGAGGGAGGAAGAGGAGGCCAGGAGGAGAGAAGAGAGGCUUUUCUGGUGCGAGCUGGUGACUGCGCUGGGGAGGGGGGCAGCAGAGGGAGCAGGGAUAAUCGGAAAGGACAAAGGAAAACCCGUGAAGAAGGUGAAGGUGGUCGAGAAGGCAGCAGCUCUGGCAGCGUCGCCUCUCUGCAUCAAAUCUGCUGCAAAGGUGGUGGGGGGAGCGGUGAGGGAGGGAAGUAAAGUGCUCCACAAACACAAAAAAACUCUGCUGGGCUGAAGACUGGGAGACGUGCUGGGAGGAAAGACUAUCUUUAUUUCAUUAUCACAAACCAGAUGCUGCAAACCUCUGCAGAUCA
This is a messenger RNA of Nematolebias whitei (Rio pearlfish), 1126 nucleotides long. RefSeq names its product GTPase IMAP family member 9-like. NCBI's taxonomy places the organism in Eukaryota, Metazoa, Chordata, Actinopteri, Cyprinodontiformes, Rivulidae. The transcript is spliced from 2 exons. Gene Ontology annotation, molecular function: GTP binding. The record is from RefSeq and is a predicted model, not a curated record. The coding region runs from base 1 to 1047 and encodes 348 amino acids.